Messenger RNA from Harmonia axyridis, 2371 nucleotides. RefSeq lists its product as uncharacterized. The transcript has 2 exons. Gene Ontology annotation, molecular function: catalytic activity. NCBI's taxonomy places the organism in Eukaryota, Metazoa, Arthropoda, Insecta, Coleoptera, Coccinellidae. The coding region runs from base 104 to 1972 and encodes 622 amino acids. The record is from RefSeq and is a predicted model, not a curated record.
CGGUAGCGAUGUAAAUCGGAGCGAAGUUUCAAGUGGAAAUAGAGGCAAAAAAGACAAUAUUUGCAGUUUAUGUGGAAAAAAAGUGUGUGACUUUGUAAAGUGCAUGAAGUGCGAAGAUAUUUUUCACCCUGCCUGCAUGAUACAAGCUAACACACGAAAAACACCGAAAUGCAUUCAUGUAUCAAUACCAACUGAUGGCGACGAUUCGUCAAUAGCUGAGAAAUUAACUGAAAGUCCGGAACCGGAGGUAGAGAUGAAAAUUCUGAGAGUGGAGAAUUACUUUCUAAAGCAGUUGCUUAGCGAGUGUCAGAGUAAGAAUAAAGUUUUAUUGCACAACAAUGAAUUACUUGUAGAAAAAAUCAUGAGAUUGGAAAAAGACAACACAAGUCAAGAUAAACAAAGCAAGAAAAACGAAGUAAACAAUCGUUUUCAAAGAUCGAGACAGCCAAGUCCACAUGCACUCAAUACAGAUGGGAAAUCUCAAGGUAAACAAGAGAAUACUGUUGAUUCAAAUUCAGCAGGAACACAGAGUAUAGUACAUAAACAAAGCGCAAAAGAACUACGAAAUAUGAGAGAAGAUACGGAAGAACAUCCACAAAAUGAUACGUCAAAGCAUAACCUAAAAUUCCAAAAAGAAAACAUCAAUGAAAAUAGUGGAGCUAUGAAUCUGAGAAUGAGUGAAGUCUGGACUGAAGUUAAAAAUAAAAAACAGACAAGAAAAGCGAGGAAUAGUCUGAUUUGCAAAGGAAAUGAAAGUUCACAGAAAAAUAUUAAAAUCAAGGGAGCAGUAAAGCGGAAAUGGUUAUACAUUGGUAGAAUUUCUGGAAAGGAAGUCAAAGAAGACGAUAUUGCGGAAUAUCUAAGGGACACCAAGAAAUGUGAGGGAGCAAUUAUUAAGAAAUUGGAUACAAAAGAUGCUGGAAAUAUUGACAUUAUCCUCUUGAGUGAGCAUUGGUUGAAAGAAGAACAAAGUGAGUUAGUUGAGCUAAAUGGCUACAAGAUCUCAAGUAUAUACUGUAGGCAAAUCAUGAAAUGUGGAGGAACAUUAGUGGCCGUACAUGACAGAUGGAAGUCUUCAGAAAUAACAGAAGUAGUGAAACUCUCUAGGGAAAAAGAUGUUGAGAUGGCGGCUGUACAUAUCCCGGCAAUAAAUACAAUCAUUGUGGCACUGUAUAGAGCCCCUACAGGAGAUUUCAGCAAGUUUAUGGAAAUUCUAACUGAAGCGCUAAAUAUCAUUUCCAAUAAGUACAGCAAAGAAAAAGUCAUUAUCGGAGGAGAUUUCAACAUAGACUUUCUGAAGAGAAAUAGAGAAAGCAUGUUGAUUACAAAUCUCAUGUUCUCAUAUGGAUUGAAAGGUAAGGCAACUACACCAUCCAGAGUAACAAAACAAUCAGCAAAUUGCAUUGAUAAUAUGUUCACUAAUGAUCAGGACGAAUCAACACUGAUCACGUCGGAAAUACAUAUGUCUGAUCAUCAAGCCCAAUUAUUGAAAAUUAAAAAAACAAAAACAACUACAUCAUUGGAAAAAGAAACCAUAAAAAAAAGAUUAUUCAAGGAGGAGAAUAUUCAACAGAUCAAACAAGAACUUUCCAAAAUUGAUUGGGAGAAUUUUUUAGCCUCCAAAGAUGCGAAAGUAGGUUUUACGGAAUUUCACAACUAUUUCAUGUCAAUCUUAGAUAAGUGGGCACCAGUAAAGGAGAGAGUACUUUUACAAUGUAACCAAAAGAAUAAAAUUUUCAAAACACGGAGAAUACAAGAAAUGAAAAAUAAAUUAGAUGCUCUGCAGGUGAUAAUGUCUGUUAAAAAAGAUCAGGAAUCCCAGACGAUAUAUAAAAAAUAUAAAGAUAUAUUCAACAAAGAAGUGGAGAACACACUGAGAGAAAAUAACAAAAAUUUAAUAGAAAAGGCCAACAAUAAAUCAAAAGCUAUGUGGAAUAUAAUUAAAAACAAAAAAAAAAGAAAAUUCAUCUAAACACAGUAUACUAACAGCAAAUGACCUAAACAAGUUUUUUUCAGAGAUCGGAAAGAAAACCGCAAAACAACUAAAGAACACAGGUAAACUAUAUAAAGACUACUUGAAGAGGGUGAAAGCAGACACUUCCAAAAGUUGCUAUCUUUUUGAUUGUACCGAGGAGGAGGUGGGAAGAUUAUUUUCAAAGAUCAAAAAUAAAAACACAAUGGACAAAUACUUUCUGUCAAUGAAUGAUCUCAAACUAUUCAGUAAUGAACUGGUAAAGCCUAUCAGCAUUUUUAUAAACAAAUGUUUCAGUAGUGGUUAUUUUCCGGAUGAGCUCAAGUCUUCCAGGGUAGUUCCAGUAUACAAGAGAAAAGGAGAUAUAAAUGAAUGUAACAACUAUAGACCUAUAUCAAU